This is a messenger RNA of Grus americana (Whooping crane), 2850 nucleotides long. Its product is annotated as ficolin-2-like. NCBI's taxonomy places the organism in Eukaryota, Metazoa, Chordata, Aves, Gruiformes, Gruidae. The record is from RefSeq and is a predicted model, not a curated record.
AUGGGGACGGCAGCCCCAACCCUCCUGGCCCUGCUCAGUCUAACAGCAACUAUUUGUGAUGCACAGGACACCUGCCCAGACUGUCUUCAUUUCUCAGAGGUGAGAAUAGUGGGACUGGGUGAUGCUGACCGGCUCGCCGUUCUCCAAGGAUGCCCAGGGAUCCCAGGUGCCUCUGGUCCAAAAGGAGAACCAGGUGUCCCAGGAACAAAAGGAGAAGUGGGAGCCCAGGGACUUCCCGGGAAAGCAGGACCACCUGGUGCAAAAGGAGCAGCUGGAGAGCCUGGCUUCCCAGGACUGGAAGGAAGGAAAGGAGAGCGAUUUCCAGAAACAUGGGAAGCCAGAAACUGCCAAGAGCUGUUGGGUAAAGGGAAGAUCCUGAGCGGCUGGUACACCAUCUACCCCCAAGGCUGCAAUGCCACCACCAUCUUCUGCGACAUGGAUACGGAUGGUGGAGGAUGGAUUGUUUUUCAGAGGCGCUGGGAUGGGUCAGUGAACUUCUUGCGAGAUUGGUAUUCCUACAAACGAGGCUUUGGCAGCCAGCUGACGGAGUUCUGGCUGGGCAAUGACAACAUCCACUUCCUCACCUCGCUGGGACCCUGUGAACUCCGUAUCGAUCUGAGAGACUUUGAAAACAACUACUAUUUUGCCAAGUAUGCUUCAUUCAGAGUUUUAGGAGAGUCUGAGAAAUACAAACUGGUUCUAGGCGACUUCCUUGGUGGAAACGCUGGAGAUUCCUUAUCAUACCACAAGGACAUGCCAUUUUCAACGACAGACCAGGACAACGACAUGAGCUCCUUUAACUGUGCCACAGAAUACAAGGGAGCGUGGUGGUACAAUGACUGCCAUUACUCCAACCUUAAUGGGAUGUACUGGCUGGGCAUUCAUGGGAGCUAUGCUGAUGGCAUAAACUGGAAGACAGGCAAAGAAUACCAUUACUCCCAUAAGCGAACGGAAAUGAAAUUCAGGCCAGUUUAACAUAGCAAGAGGGUGUCUGACUAGCACCAACAGGUGCCACUCAACAGCCAAAAGAAGACACAAAACAUAAUGUUGUUUGAGGACAAAAUUGGACCAGGAGGGAUAUUACAGGCUGGGCUUCCAGUCUAGAGCAGUCUUCUAGAGACCAGAAGACAUCGGUGCUGGUUUGAACUCCUGUAAGUACCAGACUCUCACCCUGGACUAUCUCCAGCAGCCCCACAGAUGAUGACUGAGCCCGAGCAUCUUUUUCUGAAAAGUGCAUUACCUUGCUUUAAAGACCAAGUGAUGGUGAGGAUAUUGCACCUCAAUAAAGCUCUCAGAUAUUAUUAGCCUAAAUGGUAAUUACUGGUAAUUUUCAUUCUAAUCCAUGUAGAUGAAGCCUCCAGUGUUCUUGCAGCCUCUUUUUCUCUUGGACCCAGCAGCCAUCUGAAAGGCACUGAAUUCUCAACCUCCCCCUGGCUCCCUGCAGGCUGUGAUGGAGCCAUGAUGUAGACCAGCAUGGACAGGCCCAAACUUCCAGCACAGGGCUGUCAGCACUGCCACCUCCCUCCUUUCCUCCCCACUGACUCACACAACACAUGCUCCAAAACCUCAGGUGGGACCUCAGCUCCUGGAACCACAGUAGCAUUGCCCAGCACUUCCCACCACUACACAGCUGCAUCUGGAUCUAGAGCUAGCUAGCUAGCUUCAGCCACUCCUCCAAGGCACGUUUGUAGAUCUCAUUCCUUCAUCACUGUGGACCAAGAGCUGGAUACAAAACAGUCUGUCCAGCAACAUGUGUGCUACCAAGACACUACAGGAGUCCCUAUAGUCAAACCUUGCACAAGUGCACAUCAUGUAAAUCAUCAGCAGGUGCCAGUAUCUUCCACUUCACCUUGUUUCCAGUAGCAUUUGAAGACGGUCUAUCUGCUGGCGGAUGGGGGGCAGGUCAUCCAGUUCAUGUGAUGUUUUCUUUGACUAUUAGCAGAACUAGUUAAAGGAUCUCUUCUUCCUGGACUCCUGCACCUGGAUUCCUCCCCACAGCUGAUGCAGGGGAUGAGAACCUACUGCUAACUCCUUACUGCAGGGACAGACCAGUCAGUGGAAGUACUUAUUUGUGUUGUUUUCCUAACGGUCCCGGGUUUAUCACACUACUUAUUGCACAGAUGCAUAGCAAGGACUGCUCCAGCCCUACAACACUGAAUCCAAACCCUGUGGGUGAGAAAAAGCGAAGAGGCAGAGGCCACUCACCCAGCACUCCACAGCAGGUCAACAAUGUGCUAAGAAAUAAGCCUGAGGUCUUGCAUCUCCCCAUUCACUAGGGCCUGUCCCUGCUCUCUUCUCCUUUUCAGGUCCGUAAGAAAGUGUGUGUCUGAGCAGAGAAGCACACACUGAAAGUCCCAUAGUCACUUCCCCAUCUCCAGGAGCUCUGCUUUGUUUUUCUCCUACUCCCAGUCAGAUUGACGUGCCCUCAGCAGGACCAAGGUUCCACAGAGUCCAGCUGUGUCUCACACUAUCAGCCACUGAUGCUAUUGUCCAUGAGUAGCUUCUCAGAGAAGCUGCCACAGACAGCUCUGCAGAACCAGACUCCUCUGCAGAGACGUACGAGUUGGUGCUGACAUCCUCAGCUUUAACCUAGCUAGAAGUGCUGAAUCCCCUUUCUCUGUUCCCCUCUAUCUUCUCCUCUUACUACACAGAAACCUUCAACAUUUAAAUUUCAUCUGUGAAGGACACCAAAAUUAGAGGGAUUAAGAGCACACCAAGCACAGUUUACCCAAGUCCAUCUCGUCGAUAUUCCCAGACUGCCACCUGACUCCAGUGAGGAAAUACUCAGGUAUGACAAACCAUCACCAGUAUUAGGUGAGGUGGUUUGGACCUGGCUGCAGAGUGAAAUUC